CCGUUGGAUUUCAUCCGCACCAUCGAGACGGCCGACGUAUCUUGAAGCAAAGGCCGGCGUGUGAUUCGCAGAUAUGACUCAUUCGACCUUCAUCGUCACGAAUAGUUGUGGGCUUCCACUUGACACUGCUGGAUCAAUCUCAUCCACCCUUUGGGAGACUCGCAGGUCGCCGAUACUACAACAUGCCUCCUCUGCCCGGUUUCUCAGACAACCCCUUCCGCACCCGCGCCGACGUCGUGCGCGCGGCAACGGCCCUGAUACGACCAUUGGAGCAGUAUAAGUCCCUCCAGAGAGCGCGGAUUAAGCUCACGACCAACACAGCCGCGGGGUUCGAUGAAGUCGCGGCGCAGUUGGAAGGGUUCGCGAGGCCGUUGUGGGCUGUCGCGGAUCUUUUGAAUGACUUCGAAAGCGGCGGCGAGAGUGAGGAACUCGCGGGCUUGAACUUGAAAUCUUGGUCCCGGGGGGUCGUGGCGGGAACAGAUCCAGAUUCUGAGGAAUAUUGGGGCGAUGUGGAUGAUAUCGAUCAGCGGAUGGUGGAGAUGGAGUCUAUCGCCUUUGCUAUGCUUGUUGCACCUGGACCAUUUCUUUCGGCAUGUGAUAAUGAGGAGAAGAAGGAGAGACUCAGGACUUGGCUGAGGCAGAUUAAUGGGAAGAGGAUGCCGCAGAAUAAUUGGCUUUGGUUCCGGGUGUUUGUUAACCUGGCGUUGGUGAGGGCGUUAGGGGUCUCGAUUGAGGAGGCUAGAUGGAUCAUGGAUGCGGACUUGAAGAUUCUUGAUACUUUCUAUAUGGGGGAGGGGUGGUCCAGUGAUGGAGCUUGGGGGAAGGAGAGGAAACAGGCGGAUUAUUACUCGGGCAGCUUUGCGAUUCAGUUUGCGCAGUUGUUGUAUGUACGGUUCGCUGUCGGGGAUGAGGAGAGGGUUGAGAGGUAUAAGGUGCAGGCCAAGGAGUAUGCGUCCAGCUUUUGGAGGUAUUUUGACACAAAUGGGGCCGCAAUACCAUUUGGUCGAAGUCUAACAUACCGCUUUGCUUUUGUUGCAUUCUGGUCCGCCGCAGCAACCGCUGGCGUGGAUCUUGCACCGCCUCUAGACGAUCCUGGAGUAGUCAAGGGACUGCUGUUACGGCAUCUCCGAUGGUGGGCAGGAAAACCGGACAUGUUUAACACGGACGGGACGCUCAGCAUCGGGUUUGCGUAUCCCAACAUGUACCUGAGUGAGGACUACAACUCGCCGCAGUCGGUGUACUGGUGCCUCAAGACCUUCGUCAUCUUAGGUCUGUCCGAGGACCACGCCUUUUGGAGGUGCGAGGAGAAGCCCCAUCCUCUCCAAGGCGUCAAGCCUCUGGCUUCAUUAUCAGAAAAUACUGCGACGAACGUGAAGCAGCCGUAUCCGGGACGUGUAGGAGUCGUCUGGCCGCCGCGGCAUAUACUUUGCAACGGGCCGGAGCACCAUUUCUUACUUUCAUCGGGCCAGAUGACGAAGAAGAGCUUCAAGGGACGGGAAGCAAAGUAUGGCAAGUUUGCGUACUCAUCGGCUUUUGGGUUUAGUGUGCCCACGGGACCACUACUUUCGCAGAUGGCACCCGACAGUACACUGGCUGCUAGUAUCGACGAUGGCGACAGUUGGUGCGUAAGAUGGGAGCCGACGGACUUCAGGAUCGAACUUGUGUCGGUGUCGUGUUCUAGCAUGUGCAACGAGAUGCCGUCUCUAGUCAGUGUCUGGAAACCAUGGAAGUGGCUUGACUUGGAGAUUGAGACAGCAUUGGUGCCUGUCAUGGAGAGCUUUCCCGGGUGGCACGUACGGGUUCAUAGGGUCCGAUGGAAUCCCAGAGGCGAAAUUCCGUCGUGGUUCGGGAGUGUGCAGCUCCUCGAUGGAGGGUUCGCUAUCGACUCACAUACGGCUGCGGGGAAGUUUCUCCCGAAGCGGACUUCUCACGAAGUCGAUGGGCAGUGUUACAGCGAGGACAUUGAUAGGUGUGUCGUCUACUCCUCAGCCGGGGCGAGCGGCAUCUCCGAUAUCAUGGUCGAAGGAGAAGGGCUGCGUGGAGAUCUCGAUAGAGGGGCGUGGAUGUUGAGACCGGAUCCUAAUACCAACCUCAUUGUGCAGACGUCGUUCAUUCCCGUUAUCAAUCAUCAGUUUAGCCUUCGACAGGGGGAAGAGGAAGGGAAUGGGGCGGCUGUAGACUCGCUCUGGAUGGCUUCUGGUGUGUUUGCUGUCAGUGGCGCAGCUGGGCUUCCGGCGGAGAAGAUUCGAGCCAUGUGGGAAAAGAGACUUCGGGUGUCUAUCAACGAGGGAGAAGGCAGUAGAUGGAUGGUCCGAAUUCUUGAACAUUGAGCGGCUUUGGACGCCAUCAGGCUGAUAGCAACUAAGAAAUCCAGUACGAAAGAGAAUGGCAAACU
Messenger RNA from Colletotrichum acutatum, 2395 nucleotides. RefSeq lists its product as uncharacterized. Lineage: Eukaryota; Fungi; Ascomycota; Sordariomycetes; Glomerellales; Glomerellaceae. The transcript has 2 exons. The record is from RefSeq and is a predicted model, not a curated record. Bases 183 to 2330 code for a protein of 715 amino acids.